Messenger RNA from Gambusia affinis (western mosquitofish), 5198 nucleotides. RefSeq names its product zinc finger protein 296 (gene znf296). The coding region runs from base 505 to 2586 and encodes 693 amino acids. The transcript is spliced from 3 exons. NCBI's taxonomy places the organism in Eukaryota, Metazoa, Chordata, Actinopteri, Cyprinodontiformes, Poeciliidae. Gene Ontology annotation, biological process: positive regulation of transcription by RNA polymerase II. Gene Ontology annotation, cellular component: nucleus. The record is from RefSeq and is a predicted model, not a curated record. Gene Ontology annotation, molecular function: DNA-binding transcription factor activity; RNA polymerase II cis-regulatory region sequence-specific DNA binding.
UGAGGUUAGUUCCUCUGAGCUGCUGAGGAGGAACCAGAUGGUGAUGGUGAUCACAUCGCUCUCACCAUCAGCAUUAAAAAAAAAAAGAAGGAAAAAAAAAAAAGAGUUAAAUCUCAGAAAACACCACAAAGACUGUUGUGAAAGUAUAAAAACAAUUUAAGGUGAUAUAAUCUAAUAAUUUACUGGCGGAAGAGUGAGUUUUACAGGCGGAGGGCGGGGUCAGGGUCGGCUGGGGCGGGCGGUGCUUUCGGUCGCCCAUGCCCCCUUCUGCCCUCUCCGCUCGCUGCGGGGGGAAGAAGCGUGAACUUGAACGCUACUGCCUGCUUUCCACCCUCUCAGCGCCAGUCCAGGCGGAGGCCAGCCAGCUAGUCUUGUCUUAUCAGUUCGUCCCCGCCGGUGGACUGUCGGUCAGCUUAUCGAAACCGGAGCAGCUGGACGGGCGGGGAGGGGGGUCCUGCUUUUAGGGGCUUUGGGACCCAGAAAGGUGCCCGGCAAGCCGACGCGAUGUCCAGGCGCAAACUUGGGAGCCGACCGCAGCACCUGAGUGCGAUUCAAGAUGUCUGUGAUAUGGAGGAAGCUGCCGACCCGCCAGGCGACCACCACCUUCCUCCUCCUCCUCCUCCUCUUCCACAGGUCCGAGCCCCAGAGGAUGACCUCCUGACCUGUGGGCAGUGCAGCCAGGCCUUCCCCCUGGCCCACAUCCUGGCCUUCAUCCAGCACAAGCAGGGCGGCUGCGUCUCACGGAGCCCAGGCUCCGGGGCCACUCCCCCGUCACCCGCCGGUCGAGCCGGGCGCCAGUGGGUCGCCGGUGUCGAGCCGCAGCCCGGCUUCAUCGAGCUCCGGAGAGGGGCCUCCAGGGGCCGGUCCUGGGGGGACGAGUCCGGCCUGAGCGUGAAGGUGGACCUCAGCAAAUCAGGAUGUGAAGAACCCGCCUUUUUCACCUGCUUUCAGUGUGACGGCGUGUUUUGCUCGGCGUGGGCGCUCCUCCAACACGCCCAGCACACGCACUCCUUCAGCAUCUACCAGGAGGAUGAGGACGAUGACGCCUACGUGGGAGGAGGAGUGGGUCUGAAAGAGAACAAGCCCGCACCGGCCGUUCUGGACCCGCGCCACCUGACCCAGACCCUCGCCUCCGCCUUCCAGCCCACCGCCCAGCGGCGCUCGCGUCAGAACCAAGCCGCCUCGGCGAGCCUCCAGGCCAUGAACUUCUCCGUGCGACUCCGGGAACUCGCUGAGGGGAACAACACCAGCCUCAGCUCCCCCGUGGCGCCCGUCUCGUCUCCGUCCUCGUCUCCGCCGGCAGCGUCGACGUUUCCUCAGUCUGGCGCCGUCCAGGCCGAUUUUCACUGCGAGCUGUGCGACCAGAACUUCCACUCGCUGCGCGCCCUGUCUGCCCACCGCCGGACUCACGCCUGCGACAGGCCCUAUCACUGUGGGGUGUGUGGGCAGGCCUUCGCUCAGAGCGGGCAGCUCGCUCGCCACAUCAGGGGCCACCACCGGGAGGCUGCGGGCGGAGGAAGUGGGUGCGAGUCGGUGGAGGCUGUUCUGAUGGAGGAGGAUAUUGGGAGGCAGGGGCCCCGGGGAAGGCUUCAGGGGCCAGGGAUGAUGGGAAAAGAGCUGGAUCUGACCCUCCCCAAGCACCCGACCGUAGCAUCAGGCCUAAUGCUGUUGAACUCCCACCUCCGACCACCAGACAGGGAGCUACUGAGGCUGUACCCAAACCACAGAGCCGGAGGCGAGGAGGCGGCGGAGGGGCAGGGGGAGCCGCAGCCCGCGUCGCCCUGCGCCAGCCCCUCCGAAGGCUCCCUAGAGAGCGGAGAGACGGGAGGAAGCGGGGAGAGCGGCAUCGCCAGUGGCAACUGCACGCCCAAACGCCCGGAAAUGGGCGAGAGAGCGCGGGGGGUCGGAGAGUGGGAGAACGAACAAGGAGAACUCGUGGAGAGGGAGAAGGAGUGGGCCUCCGGCGUGCAAGAGUGGCAGAGAGACUUUGAGCGGCGAAGCGCCACAGCAGCAGCAGCCGCCGUUGCCGGGGCGAACGCCAGCUCCACUCCAGGUCCCACUGGGAAGAAGAAGAAAGACGAGGCCUGCGAGUACUGUGGUAAGCAGUUCAGAAAUAGCAGCAACCUGACUGUGCACCGCCGAAGCCACACGGGCGAGCGGCCGUACCGCUGCGGCCUCUGCAACUACGCCUGCGCCCAGAGCUCCAAGCUGACUCGCCACAUGAAGACCCACGGUGCCCAGGGGGCCAAGGCCUCCUUCCUAUGCCAGCUGUGCGCCGUGCCCUUCACUGUGUACGCCACCCUGGAGAAACACCUGAAGAAGGUCCACGGCUUGAGCCACGCCAACGUCGGGGCGUACGCGCAGGCCAGCGCCGCCGAUACCUUGGCCGCUUUGAGAGCGGGAGAGGAAGCGGGAGUCGGGGUGGUGAAGAUGGAGGAGGAUGAGGCGGGUCUGGAGAGCAAGGCGCAGGGUUGCGCAGACAGAGACAUGGAGGUGGAAGAAGGUAGAGGGAGUCCAGCAGCAGUGGGGGAUCUCCCACAUGAAAGCGUCGCCGAGGCGGGCCUGGCUUUGGCUUCUGCUCACUGAAUCAGGUUAAAGUCGCGAAGGCGCCGCAUGACUGUCAGCAGCGGGUCGCAACAACUGCCGAGGCCCGCUGCAGCCAGCAGUCGUUCAUAAUCGACUGCGAAGCUGCUGGCUGAAACUAAGUGCCUACAGUUCUUCACAGACCACAGAGAAAAACAAGUCCGUGACAUUCAGCAGGGAGAUUACCAUACCUCGUGAACAGGAAGUGCACUGCCGCAGUCCACACCAACACAGGAAACUGAUCACCAUGCUGCAGCGCAAAAAUGCAAGAGAACAAGAGCGUUUCACGUCUGUAGCGACCCACUGGACAGAUGGAGACGCAUCAACCCAAUCAGAAGAGAUUAUACUGUGUAAAAAAAAACAAAAGCAAUAUAAUACUACUGAGCACUGAUGAGUGUAGAGAGGUCAGACUGUGCUGUUCUCUGUGGAGAAGACCUUUUAAAGACUUUGGAGCCGCCGCAGGGCUGAAAUGAAUCCAAACACUGUCUGCCUGUAGUCUGUCACACACUUUUUAAAGGCGCUUGCUUGUCACAACACUUGUCACUUAAUGUUUACAAGUCCCAUGGGGCCGAGCGAGGCUGUGCUCCUGACCUUGUGAAUAGAUGCUGCAGUGGAUGUAAAAAAAAAAAAGGAAAGAAAGUUUACACACCCUUGUCGAAACGCCAAGUUUCUGUGACCUAGAAAUGAUGAAUCCGUGACGAAUCGUUUCAAAACACAAAUGGGUCCGAGUGUUUCAGUGUUGGAGGGAGAACUGCAAAAACUAAAAACAAAAGGCCCAAUAGCCUGUUUUCAUAAAUUUGUACACCCAUAAUUAAAAGUUUGAAGCACUUUUUGAUUCAGUUUCAACAUUCAGUCUGAAUUAUUUGACAUCUCUGAACGGCCCUCAGAUCACUUUCGCUCUGAACUUUGACUAAGCCGUUACUGGAGGUUUCUGUUCCUCUAGUGGAAUCGUUUUAGUGUAUUCUUGACUCGUGAAUGAUGAAACCCGUCUUCACCUUUGCAGCAAGCACCUGGAAAAAAAGUGACUGAUAUCCAUAGAAGAAGAGUAACCCCAGAGCAUGUUGGCGCCACCACCAUGUCUCUCCAUGGCGAUGCUGUUGUUUUGGUGCCAAAUCUACAUCUGGGAAUCAGGACCCAAAUGUUUCAUUCUGGUCCUGUCACACUUUCUCACACACGCAGGUUUUGGGUCAGAACUGGAUGUUUGGAGGGAAAAAAAAAAAAGGUCUUUCGUCCAGACAUGAUGUGAAAACAUGAGGUUGUUGUCCCAGUCAGUUCAGAGGCUUCUGGUGUUGCUGGCAGCAUCUGGACCAGAACCAGUGAAGGCCUCCUUCUCUAUCAGACUCAACCUGUGACUCCAAUAACUUAUUUCCAGUCAAAAUAAUUAUCGUAACCAUCAUUUUUAUUUACUUUUUUUUUUUUUUUUUUUUUACUGAUUGUCGUAAAUAGUUUUUGGAUGGAUUCCAGCUUGUUUUUGUGCCCUUCUCCUGACCGAUGCAUUUGUAUAAUCAGAUCCUUCGUAACAAACCGCGUCUUCAUCUGAAGGCUGUCAGGAAACUCCUGCUUGACCAGCUGAGCCUCACUUACAGUUAAUCUCUAUAAUCAGUGUCAGGUGUGACUGAACUAAAAGGUGCUUCACGCUAAUGCCUCCAGUUUAUUGCAGCUUCUUCAUCACACAUUUUCACUUUAUCUCAGUUGUAUAUUUUCUGGUAAGCAAAUAAUAAUCAUUUUUAGAAUCUUAAAAGCUUGGUAUUUCACCAGGGUGUGUGGACGACGACUUCUUUUCUUUUUGGGUUUUUUUUUUAUCUCCAAUGCACAUGGAACCUUUUUUGUCUUUGCUUUUCUAAUUUUUUAUAAAUGUGAAUACAGAGACUUUAAAGUCUCAUCUGCUGAUGUUUUUGUAAGAUUAGUUUCUAUGCAUAAAAAAAAAGGAAAGCCAGCAAUUUUUUUACUUAUAUAUGAAACGGGUGUGCAUCAUUUCCCCCCUCUGUACUGUUGUGAUGGUAAUUUCUCUCUUUUGUUGUUUACAUUGGUUAAAAUGCCGGGCGGCCGCGUGAAACUCGUGCAUGUUUCGUAGCCGUUUGCGUACUUUCUGUUGUCCGUCGUUGAAUUCUUCCUAAUUUAUGGCUGCUGCAUGUUGGCGGGUCGUUUGUUUUUGGCUGCCGGGGAACGCGAGCCCGCCGAGCGAGCACUUAGAGAUGCGAGGGUGUGGAAAUUAGCAUCGAUGGUCAUAAUCAACAUGUUGAGCUUGUGUUUAUUAUUUUGUGACCACUCGUGAAUCCAAGUUGAUCUAAAAAGAAUAAAAAAUAUUUAAAAGUCAGCUUACUUUUUUUUCGUCAAUCUCUUGACCUCUGAAUACAUUCAGGUCGUUAAAAAUGUUUGUGCAUUUUGUUUGAAUGGUCGCAGUGUAACUGUUCAGGGAUGAUGUUGUUGUUGUAUAUAUUUUCUAGCUGUUCUUGUUGUGGAUACCUGCCUGCUCCUGUUACAUGUUACUCACUUUCCCCCAGCAUGGCUGACUCCUUUCCUUCUAAGCCCAAAAGUGACUGUCUGUGUAAAAGGAUGUAAUUUUGUUAUUACCUUCACGAGAAAACCUCAAUAAAGAAUUGAGGUUAAAUAUA